CUUACUCAGCCGCGCUUCAGGGAGGGAGCCCCAGACGGGCAGCCCCAGGGCCCGCUGAGUGGGUCUGCGGAGGCCACAAACCAGUUUCCGCAUCCCCGCGACACCCGCUUGAGGUGCGGAGCUGCCGACCAAUCACAGCCAGGAGCCGCCCGUGGCUGAGGGGCCGCCCGGCCCAUCCUUCCGCCCUCCCGCCUGCGCACAGCGCCACCCGACCGGUAGGAGGCGGUCUCGACCAGCCGGGGAGUUCCGUGCCUCGCCGCGUCUCGCUCCGUGUCUCCACAGCCCUCGCCACAGCCCUCGCCACCGCCGACAUGGUGGAAGCCGACCGUCCAGGGAAGCUCUUCAUCGGAGGCCUCAACCUCGAAACCGACGAGAAAGCCCUCGAGGCGGCGUUCGGCAAGUAUGGCCGCAUCAUCGAGGUGCUCCUGAUGAAGGACAGGGAAACCUCCAAGUCCAGAGGCUUCGCCUUCGUCACCUUCGAGAACCCCGCGGACGCCAAGGCCGCCUCCCGAGACAUGAAUGGCAAGUCCCUGGAUGGUAAGGCCAUCAAGGUGGCCCAGGCCACCAAGCCGGUGUUCGAGAGCAGCCGGCGCGACCCGUACCUGGGCCCGCGCGACGAGGGCUACUCGCCCCGGGAGAGCUACUCGAGCCGCGACUACCCGAGCGCCCGGGACCCGCGCGACUUCGCGCCCUCGCCGCGCGACUACACCUACCGCGACUACGGCCACUCGAGCGCGCGCGACGAAUGCCCUUCCCGGGGCUACUGCGAGCGCGACGGCUACGGGGCCCGCGAGCGCGACUACGCCGAGCACCCUAGCGGAGGCUCCUACCGAGACCCCUUCGACGGCUACGGCGACCCGCGCGGCGCCGGCCCUGCCCGCGGCCCGCCGCCAUCUUACGGCGGAGGCCGCUACGAAGAGUACCGCGGCUGCUCGCCCGACGGCUACGGCGGCCGCGACAGCUACCGCAGCGAGCGCUACUCGAGCGGCCGCGAGCGCGUGGGCAGGCCGGAGCGCGGGCUGCCGCCGUCUGUGGAACGAAGCUGCCCGACCCCGCGCGACUCCUACAGCCGCUCGGGCCGCCGGGCGCCCCCCCGGGGAGGAGGCCGAGUGGGAAGCCGCCUGGAGCGAGGGGGAGGUCGGAGCAGGUACUGAGGCCGCUGGGGCUCAGGACUCACGUCCGAAGUCAAGAAAAGAAGAAAUCAGUUUCCUGGUAACUCACCCAAGGACUAGUGCUAAGAAGAGUUGUUUUUCUUAUUUUUUACCGUUUUAAGAUUUUUGCACCCCUGUUAACUUCCUCUGCAUUUUUAUGCUUUUGAGAGGCAAAAAAAAAAAAAAAAAAGUUAAAACCCGUUUAAUUUCAUUUUGGAAUUGUUAAACGUUUCAACAAGCUCGUGUUAAAAGUAUGACUUGAA
Molecule: messenger RNA, 1414 nt
Organism: Peromyscus maniculatus bairdii (prairie deer mouse)
Lineage: Eukaryota; Metazoa; Chordata; Mammalia; Rodentia; Cricetidae
Source: RefSeq, a predicted model, not a curated record